CUCGGGCAUCUGGCAACUGCCAGGAUGCCGGUCGCAGCGUCCGAAGCCCUUUGAGAAGAUCCUUCAACUCCAUGCCUGGUUCUCCAUCUGUAGAAUGGAAAACAGUGCCUGUGGCGUAAGGAUGUUGGGAAGAAUAAAUGAGUGACUCCAAAUUCCAGCAGUCUUGAUACAGAGAAAGCACUUGGAAAAUAACCAUUAGUAAGAAUGGUGACUUAGGUCUCAAGACUGCAUUGCUUUUCUAAAUUUUAGGCUUUAAAGCAUCGAAUGGAAUCCAUUUGCAUUCGAAAAUUGGACCCACACAAAGACUUGAUAUUGUGGAAUGAUGAGCAAACUGGCGAUGUCAUGUGAUGAGCAAGAAAGGCUCUUGUGUUAUAAUGGGGAAGUCCUUGUUUUUCGAUUGUCCAAAGGAAAUUUUGCAGAUAAAGGGCCUGCAGAAAUACCCGUAUUGCAUGUCAGAAGAAUGGUGUUUGACAGAGAAACAAGUGCAUUUGUUCAGAAGUCCACUGGAUUCUUUAGCAUAAAGGAAGAAAACUCUCAUCACUUCAAAAUCAUGUGUUGCAACUGUGUGUCAGAUUUCAGAACUGGAAUGACCCUCCCUUGUAUUAUGUUACAAGGCAAUGAAAAGAAUAAUGUUUUCAAAUAUUCUCUACUAUUUCUUCACAGUACCAAUAAAUUUGAAAAGUGUUUGAGUUUUAGGCUAGGCCAUGAGUUGAAAGAUAGCAUAAGGGUCUUGAAUGGCCCUUUAAUUUUAUGGAAACAUGUCAAAACAUUCUUCUAUAUCUCUUCCCAAACUGGCAAAGUUAUUACUAUGUCUGCUAACUUAUCAUCUAUUGAUUGGGCAGGAGAGAUUGCAAAUGUAGGUAUAGUUUUAAUAGGACAAAAGAGUUGUUCUUUAUCCGAGGAAGAAAGUACCCCGGAGCCUUCAAAAUCAGAUUACGCAGUUUGGAACACCACCUUUUGUGUAUACUUACUUGAAAGUGAAGAAGUAAUAAGUGAUACGUACAUUAUCCCUCCUGCUUACAGCACUGUAAUAACUCACGUGCAUGUCUGUGCAACGGAGUUUGUCAACAACCAGCUAAGAAUGUCUCUGGUUGCCCUUACUCGAAAGAAUCAGCUGAUUUCAUUCCAAAAUGGGACUCCUAAAAGUGUGUGUCAACUUCCAUCUGGAGAUCCCUGUGAAGUUCAACUUAUGGAUUCAGGCGAAGAUCUCCUUUUCAUUGUAUCCUUUAGGUCCAGUGCUUGUGCUGUUUGGGAAAAGAACUUUCAGGUUGCCGCUCAGUGGGAAAAAACUAGCUUGGCACUUAUAGAUGACUUUAUUGGAACUGGAAGAGAACAAGUACUGGUACUUUUUAAGGACUCCUUAAAUUCAGAUUGCCUGAGUUCAUUUAAAAUAACAAAUCUUGAAAACAUUAACUAUUCGAGCGAAGCACUGGGUUACAAUGAAGAUGACUUAGUUGAAGACAAGCCAGAUAAUCGUUAUUUGAUGAUUCCAGGUCUGGAAAGAAGAGUGAAAAUUGGUUUGGCUUCUAUUCAGGAAGUACAACAACAUCUUUUGCUUAAGGAAAAAAUUGUUUUAAAAUCUUACAAAGCUUUAAUGAACCUGCUUCGAGAAAAAGAAGAUAAUACAUCAAUUGCAGAGGAGGAAUGUCUCGUGACUCUUUGUGGUAAUGAAGAAAGUCCUGUCCAUACUGGUGAUGGCAAGUUAUCAGACAAUUCUCAAGACUCAGAACAGCUAGUAGAGAAGAUAUGGCAUCGUGUAAUAGACGACAGCUUGGUUGUUGGAGUGGAAACUGUGUCUUCUUUGACGCUGUCCCUGAACCAGGUGACUUUAUCAUUGUUAAUGGAUGAACCCCAUUGCUCUAGCUUUCGGUUUAUUAAGUGUCAAAAUAGGCUGAUCAAGUUGUGUAGGGACUCUUUCCUAGCCCCGUGCCCAGUUCCCUGUGAAAUAGGAUCAGAGGCAAAAAGGAUCAAGCUGACUGUCGACAGUGAGGAAGAGGAGAAGAGCUUUGCUUGUGCAGAGCCAUCUGAGAAAGAGUGUGUACAGACCAUCACGGCUGUAACACCGCUUUCGCCGCUUUUAGCGUCCAGUGAGUUUCGGUGCACUCUGCUGCUACAGAUCAGGAAGAGCGAAAACGGUAACUGUUCUGAACAGCAUUACAUUCCGUGUGGCCGACUUUUUUUAAGUCUAGAAGAUCUUUCAAGCGGGAAGUACCUAGUGACGUUUCCAAAGAAACCUAUAGAACACAUGGAAGAUCUCUUCGCACUUCUUGGAACAUUGCACAAAACUUGUUUCCAGAUCGCAUCAGCCAGCUAUGCCCUGACUUCAAUGAAGGCAUGGCUCUUAGAACACAUGAAUUGUGAAGCAAUCGAACAGUUCCCAGACAUAUGCUUUUGUAAAGGGCCAGAAGGUUUAUACGGGACACUCUUCCACUGGAAACAAAGGACACUGUUUGAAGGGAUUUUAAUCGUCUACUCCAGGAAUCGAACAGCUUUGUUACAGUGCCUCCAUAAUCUCACCAGAAUUCUCCCUAUAAACUGUUUCCUCAAAAAUCUGAAGUCAGGAAGUGAGGAUUUGCUAAGUGAUCGUUUGGCAUUAACUUUGGAGAAAGAAUUGGUUAUCCUUGGUUCUCUUUCUUCUGCCUUAGUUCAGGUGGACAACAACUUGGUGGAAACAAGUAAAGAAAAGAGCAGUGAUGCUCUUGCUGCCUUAUCAGACAGAACAGAAAGCAGCCAUCCCUACAGAGAAGAGCUUCAGAGAGAAAAGCAAAUGUUGGGAAUGAACCUAAAAGUGAGUGGCGACCUUUAUAGAGAAAUGACUAUGAAAUUAGCAGAGGUUCAGCUGAAAUCAGACCUUGCUGCGCAGAAACUAAGUAGUUAAUAAUUAUAAUCUCAAUUUGAUUCUCUUUGAAAACAUUUUUUCCCUGCCAGAACGUUUUGCUUCUACUCGUUUUUAUUUUACAUUCUAUGCCUCCUUUGUAAGAAUAAAACAUGAGGCUUUUUGUAGAAUCUUUGGUUUUGAUGAUGCUCAGAAUUGCAUGCCUUAGAGCAGCAGUUCUGAACUGGGCCAUUUUGCCUCCCUUCAAACGUUUUUCCUUUUCUCCCCCCACCCCCCUGUACCCAGGGGCAUUUGGCUUGUUUGGAGACAUUUUUUAAUAGUCAGAAAGAGUGGGGAGGGUGAAGCAGGGGUGCUAUUCACAUCUGGUGGGUCGAGGCCAGGGAUGCUGCUAAAUAUCCUAGUCUGUACUCAUGAGCCCCCCUAGAAAGAGCCCACCAAAAAUGCUGAGGUUGAGAGACCCUGCCUGAGAGUGACCACAUGAGAGUGGGCACAAGUGACCUAACAGUAUUUGGUCUAAAUCUUUGAAAAAUCUUCAACAGCCCUUUUGUUGUGUCCUGCUUGGUAAAUCUGUCUUACAAAAAUUACCUUCAUGCAGAUAUACAAGGUUGUCGGGGUUCCCAACUUUGUGUAAAGACUGAAUUCCGGUGGGAAUUGCAAUGGCAGACUUUGUGGGUGCGGCUGUUGAAACAAAGUGUCUGAAACUGCUGUUAAUUUAAAUUUAAUUAGAAAGUUUCCAUGAAAUUGUUAAAGUCUAUAGACAUGUGACAAUAUUAGGGCAUUACUCUUGAAAAAGCAUCUCUCUUUCAAAGGGUUAAGCAUGCCUCACAGGCCACUAUUUUUCAAAAAUUGAAAAUGCCUUUAUAAAGCCCCCUGAAAUUCUAACUCUAGGCAAGGCUAAACUAUAAUAUUUUAACUAAAAUACUUUAAAGAAUAUGCUGUUCCUCACAGACUAAAAAAAUUUUAAAAUAAGUGGAAAUUCAGUGGGGAAGUGAUUUUUAAGGGGUUCAAUAAGACAUUUCAAAGGGGUAAAAAUUCAGCCUGUCUCCUUUUUCUGGGGGGGAGGAAGAAUUUUGGAAUAAUGAAAGGAUGUCAGGAGAGGAAAAAAUAUUCAAAAGAAAUGUUUUUGAUCCCUUUUGCUCUAAAGCCUUCGAGUGAGAUGUGGGAAAUAAAGACGGUUAUAGAAAGUGGCGUUUCAGCUUGCAGAUGGGCCGCGCUGGCCCCGCCCCCCAUGCCGUGGGAGCGCUUGUUGUUGAAUGAUCUGAUGAUGCGAAUGGAUUUUAGAGACCGUAGCUUAUUUUCUUCUCUCGCUUUUUUAUUAUUGUCCACCUAAUGUGCUAGUUCUUUUUUUAGUCAUCACUGCAAAAUGAGACAGCUCUAUUUCCAUGAAAUGUUGAUGGAAAAUAUUUCAGACCUUCUGGAAGUAAAAAUGGAAUACUUUGAGGAUUAGUUGUAGAAAUCUGGCAACAGUAUGUGUAAAUAGAUAUAUUAAAACUGUGCAUAUCAUGUUCUAAAAGAACAACCAAGGAUGAAAUUGAGGAAUUCGAGUGCAAGAUGGUGUCGUCAAAAAACUAAAUAGAAUUUAAAUGUAAUAGUUUAUCCAUAGGGGACGGGAUACUAAAAGUGGCACUUGCUUAUUUUGUUAUUGAUAAAAGCCACCUCAAGUUAUUAGUGUAGAUCAUACCAAAUAACCUCUUUACUGGUAAGUUUGGUACUUCAGUAUACUUUUCUGCUUUUCACAAACUAGAAAAGCCAACAUUUGAGGAAUCAGUGGCCUCGCCGCUCCCUCAGGAUUUGGUUGUCUGUUUCCCUCUAUAAACAGAGCCCUCUGACCACUGCCCUCGUCGUGAAUCUGAGUCCCCCCCCCCAGAAACACAGUCCUCCCGAGUCCACACUGCCGAAGUAAAAUCGAGUUUUGUUUUUCUGAACAGAGCACUCCACAGUUGUCAGACACAGGAUUUUCUGUUGUCCUCGUGAUCCUUCAGCUAAGGAAAUGUGUGCAAACCAGCUCAGGUGUGGCAUCAUUCAGUUUGAUGACCAGGUUGGGGGAAGGAGGAGGACAUGCAACAUUUAUUGACCGUGAACUAUAUGCAAAACAAUAAGCUUGAAACACACACAUGCACACAUUCAUGUUCAUGUCCACAUUAUACAUAUAUAUGGUUUCAUUAUUCACAGCAAACCAUGAAGAGUAAUUAUUAGUAUUGUCCCCAAUAUGAAAAAGAAUGUUAAACUAAUUAAGUAGCUGAACGCAAGCAACUUGAACCUGUGCCCUGGUUACCGGAUUUUUUAAAUCAGCAGACCCUUUAAGAAUUCUAAUAAUAUACCAAUGCAUCUUUUAUUGUCUUCAUAAAGUUUUGUUUCUCUUCCUUUCUUUCCCCCCCCCCCAAAAGUUUGGACAAUAUCAGAUAUUGAAAGGUAUCUCUUUUUUCUUCCUUGUACUCAAACUUGUAAAAACAUCCAUGUUCUUGCUAAUGGAGUGACCAAAAGCUGUUUCUUGGAUAAUCCCAUCCAGGGAACUUUGGACUUUCACUGCUAAAGACAUUCCGGUGCAGUGUAGAGAAUGCUGAGCCGUAAACAGCACACAUCAUUGAAUCCUUCAAGGGUUCGUUGUGUUUUCUCUUUUAGAGCUUCCUCGAUCUGUCACUCGAAUCACUUACUGCUUUAACCAAAUAGUCCUACCCUAUUGUGUUGAGUAUCUUCCUAGUGCUAAUGGUGGUCAGGCCACUUUCUAGGACCUUAUUUUGAUAAUGCUGUUGGUUUUUUAUUUAGUAGGGUAGCAGGUACUAUUCAGGUAGUAAAUGGUCAUAAGGCCAGAAAAUCAGACACCUUCUGGGCCUGCGCUGUUUGCAUCUUUCCUGUGCUACACUGCGACGAGCUACACUGGACAUAGUACACACAUGUAUAACCGUAGCUCAACGUAAUUGUCUUGAGUCCAGCUAGUAAAUUUCUUUAGCAUCUUUAACUAUCAAUUUCCCCACAGCAGCAGUGACUCUGAGAGCAUAAGUAGUGUUAUGUGCCAGUAAAGGAUACCAUUAGUAAACCCACUGAAGCAGUUAGCACUAGAUACCCAGUCAGUCUGGAGUGGGAGAGAAGUGUAGGGCACUCUAUCGAUUGCCUGUUGCAUAUUGAUUCCUUCCUUUCCUUGUACCAGAACUCUCAUUUUUUUUCCCCUGAAAAAGUUCCUUUCCCACGGUUCAUGUGAUUGGGGGAAUGGACUCCCUUCCUAGUUCCAGAAGUUGGUCCUGACUCGUCUAUGCCAGUUAGUCUAAGACAUUUCUCUGGUGACUGUUACUGGUUUGGGAUGGGCAUAGGACCUGCACUGGGUCCAGUUGGACUGAGGAGAAGCACUUAGUUCUUUGGCGAGGAAGAGGUUCCCUUCCUGUCCAGCUGGAAAGAAGUAGGUGGCCCUAAUUUAAAAACUCGAGCCCUGGCUGGUGUAGCUCAGUGAAUUGAGUGUGGGCCUGUGAACCAAAAGGUUGCUGGUUUGAUUCCCAGUCAGGGCACAUGCUUGGGUUGUGGGCCAGGUCCCCAGUGGGGGGUGCACAAGAGGCAACUACACAUUGAUGUUUCACUCCCUCUCUUUUUCCCUCCUUUCCCUCUGCCUAUAAAAACAAAUACAGUCUUUAAAAAGUUAAUGAAAUAAAAAGUUGAGUUACCUUAUAAUCACAGGAAAUUAGCCUUUCUAAUGAAUCUUACACUAUAGACUGCAUGAUUGUUUUAUUGUGCCACAGAUCAAGCCUAAACUCACCCUUUCCUGGGACUGCCUCUCACUUCAGAAAAAAAUAACCUGUUAACAGAAAUCAAGGUUUCUAUUACUUGCAGGGAAGAAAAUUUCUCACUCCUGGAAAUGGGAAAAAAAAACCCCAGAGAACGAAGCUGCCCAUUGUACACACGCAGUCCCAGGACAGGAAGAGUUUACGGCAGAGGCAGGGCGCUUGUGUUUGCUGAAAGGAGGGGAGAAAGGAACGCAAACCCAAACCCUCUGACUCCCGCAUGCGCCUUUCACACCUUUCCCUGGCUCACUAGGCUUCUUUCCUGAUUUUUUAGCUCACAACUCAAAUUAGCUCAUAUCGCAUAGUAUUU
Messenger RNA from Artibeus jamaicensis (Jamaican fruit-eating bat), 6916 nucleotides. RefSeq names its product FA complementation group B (gene FANCB). Lineage: Eukaryota; Metazoa; Chordata; Mammalia; Chiroptera; Phyllostomidae. The transcript has 11 exons. The record is from RefSeq and is a predicted model, not a curated record. Gene Ontology annotation, biological process: negative regulation of double-strand break repair via homologous recombination; interstrand cross-link repair; positive regulation of double-strand break repair via homologous recombination. The coding region runs from base 320 to 2878 and encodes 852 amino acids. Gene Ontology annotation, cellular component: Fanconi anaemia nuclear complex.